This is a messenger RNA of Notodromas monacha, 4337 nucleotides long. The record is from the annotation of a GenBank genome assembly. Lineage: Eukaryota; Metazoa; Arthropoda; Ostracoda; Podocopida; Cyprididae.
AAUAAAAGGAGUUGUCCCGCGGGUGAGAAAGUGUCAUGGCGGCGUCGUCGUCAUGGACGCUGCUGAUGCUGGUGACGCUCUGUGCAACGACGCUGCCAUUUUGGCCCCUGGUCGACUCUGCUGCCACGUGUCGUGGAUGCAAGCCGCCGUGUCUGUGCGCAGGGAACCCUGGCCCACGAGGAGUGCCUGGCUGGCCCGGUCUGCCCGGCCCUCAGGGCGUACCCGGCGACAUGGGGGUCGAGGGGUUGCAGGGCAUGAGAGGACCCAGGGGUGACUUCGGCUCCUCUGGACUCGAGGGCGAGAAGGGCUACAGGGGAGAAACUGGAGUGCCUGGGUUCAAGGGAACGUCUGGCAUACCUGGUCAACCAGGGCUUGAGGGCCCCGUGGGUCCAUCAGGGAUCCCUGGCUGCAAUGGCACGGAUGGACAAAGAGGCAGGCCCGGGCCACCGGGGACAGAGGGGCCCAGAGGCAGACCAGGGGGACCUGGCCCACUCGGGCCAGUAGGUGACCCCGGAGACGGAGGAGUCAACACUGUGGGCUUCAAAGGGGACAGAGGCGACUCUGGGAUUCAAGGCAGACCUGGUGUUAUUGGUUAUCCUGGAUUGCCUGGAUUCAAAGGAUUCGAGGGAGACCCAGGUCCAAGAGGACCCCUGGGACCAGUUGGCCCACCUGGCCUAAGAGGAGACCCGGGAGAAGGCAAAAGUGGGGACACAGGCCCUAGGGGCGACCCAGGUGACCCAGGGGAAAGAGGACCCCCUGGCCCAGUGCUGCCUUCAAAGAUUCCUUCAACAAUCACAGUCAGGAAAGGAAACAAGGGUAUCAAGGGGUUGCCUGGGGACCUUGGGUCAGUUGGCCCACUUGGCCCAACUGGGAAUUCUGGCAAGCCUUGUCAUGGCGGCGUCGUCGUCAUGGACGCUGCUGAUGCUGGUGACGCUCUGUGCAACGACGCUGCCAUUUUGGCCCCUGGUCGACUCUGCUGCCGUGAGUGCCACAAUAAUAUAACCGCAAGCAGCGACAAAAAAGCAUUUAAAACGUGUCGUGGAUGCAAGCCGCCGUGUCUGUGCGCAGGGAACCCUGGCCCACGAGGAGUGCCUGGCUGGCCCGGUCUGCCCGGCCCUCAGGGCGUACCCGGCGACAUGGGGGUCGAGGGGUUGCAGGGCAUGAGAGGACCCAGGGGUGACUUCGGCUCCUCUGGACUCGAGGGCGAGAAGGGCUACAGGGGAGAAACUGGAGUGCCUGGGUUCAAGGGAACGUCUGGCAUACCUGGUCAACCAGGGCUUGAGGGCCCCGUGGGUCCAUCAGGGAUCCCUGGCUGCAAUGGCACGGAUGGACAAAGAGGCAGGCCCGGGCCACCGGGGACAGAGGGGCCCAGAGGCAGACCAGGGGGACCUGGCCCACUCGGGCCAGUAGGUGACCCCGGAGACGGAGGAGUCAACACUGUGGGCUUCAAAGGGGACAGAGGCGACUCUGGGAUUCAAGGCAGACCUGGUGUUAUUGGUUAUCCUGGAUUGCCUGGAUUCAAAGGAUUCGAGGGGGACCCAGGUCCAAGAGGACCCCUGGGACCAGUUGGCCCACCUGGCCUAAGAGGAGACCCCGGAGAAGGCAAAAGUGGGGACACAGGCCCCAGGGGCGACCCAGGUGACCCAGGGGAAAGAGGACCCCCUGGCCCAGUGCUGCCUUCAAAGAUUCCUUCAACAAUCACAGUCAGGAAAGGAAACAAGGGUAUCAAGGGGUUGCCUGGGGACCUUGGGUCAGUUGGCCCACUUGGCCCAACUGGGAAUUCUGGCAAGCCUGGUCCAGCAGGGGCUCGUGGGUUGCAGGGCGAGAAGGGGAUCCCAGGCAGUGAUGGCCCCAGAGGCAAACUGGGCAAAGACGGGCCACCUGGCCCCAUGGGUGAAAAGGGCCAGAAGGGAGCCCCGGGAUUCGCAGGUCGAGAUGGCAGAACGGGCAUCAAGGGGGAACCUGGGGAGCCCGGCUGGCCCGGACGUCCUGGCCCUCAGGGCACCAUGGGCCAGCCCGGAGAAUACGACCCAACCUUGACCGAACUCAUUCCGGGCUCUCAGGGUCCACAGGGUCCUGAUGGCUUCGAGGGACUCAGAGGGGCACCAGGGUUGGAUGGGUUCCCUGGAGGCAUGGGUCCUCCUGGCUCACCGGGCUUCCCUGGCCCAGUUGGCCCGCCGGGCAGCCCGGGAUUCCCUGGCUCAUCUGAAAAGGGAGAAAGUGGAGACAGAGGAUACCCAGGGCCAUCAGGUCCUCUUGGCCCACCUGGCCUGUCUGGACUCAUAGGAUAUGUUGGACCCAAGGGCAUGAGGGGAUUGACAAUUUUCGGGCCAAAGGGUUUGGAUGGACGCCCAGGCAGGGAUGGAAAUGACGGCUUUCCUGGUCCCAGAGGAUUCCCAGGAGACGUUGGUGAGGUUGGAGAAGCAGGACCGAGUCAGCAGUCGAUCCAAGGGCCACCGGGACAGAGUGGCCUGAGAGGCAGCCCUGGCCCAGUGGGCGACAGAGGCCAGGAUGGGACAGAUGGGUUCCCUGGGCCCAAGGGGGCCACGGGGAACGACUGCGACUUUUGCCCUGAUGGUGAAGUGGGACAAAAAGGCAGCCCGGGAGAAUCGGGUUUGCCAGGAUACCCGGGCCCGCCAGGGUUCUCCGGCUACCCGGGCCAAGCGGGUCGUCCAGGCCUCCCUGGGAGACCCGGGUUGCCGGGUUUCGACGGGAUCCCGGGGAUCCCAGGUGCAGCUGGGUUAGCUGGCCCAGAGGGGGAACCCGGAGACCGUGGGGACGUCGUCUUCCUCAAUGACGAUGGGUCUUCGCUGGUUGGGCCACCCGGGUUUUCCGGAGACCCCGGCGACCCCGGGUUGCUCAUGGGUCUGCCUGGCACCCGUGGGCCAGAGGGUAAACCCGGGAGGGAUGGGAUCCCGGGGUCCCCGGGUUUCAAGGGCGAUGCUGGGGAAGCUGGACUUCCUGGGCCACCAGGUUUGGUUGGGAUGGCCGGCACACCGGGUUUCAGGGGCCAGGAUGCCCCCUCGGACCCGUUCACCCUGCAGCAAUACAAGGGUCAACCCGGUGACGACGGGUUGCGUGGGUUGCGAGGUUUGCCGGGUUCAGCAGGCGAGAAGGGCGAACCCGGGGACAAGCUGGACUUUGUUAUUCACAGCGGCGACUAUGGAGACCCCGGAAAUCCGGGUCCCAUGGGGUAUCUUGGCCAGAAAGGCGCACCUGGGGAUGCAGGGGAAGUCGGGUACCCCGGGAUGAAAGGAGAGACUGGGAUCUCUGGGAUCUCUUUCCCAGGACCCAAGGGUCUCAAGGGUUACAGAGGGAUCCCUGGAAAUCCUGGGUUCAAUGGACCAAAGGGACCUAAGGGUGUUGAUGGGCCAGAUGGAUCCCUGGGGAUUGAUGGUCCAAAGGGAGAUUACGGGGAUCCUGGAUAUGCGUACUUGCCGGGACCCAUGGGCAUUUCUGGGUUAGAUGGAGACAAGGGACAUGUGGGGCUACCUGGGCCACCUGGCUGGCCCGGCAUUGCAGGCAUUGCUGGCCCAACGGGAUCCAAGGGAUCCAAGGGUGCCCCUGGGCUUGCUGGUGAAUCCGGCAUCAAGGGAUUGAAAGGAGACGAGGGCCCAGUUCGUCCGGGUCCACCUGGCCCACCUGGCCCGCCUGGCCCCACGGGUUAUCCCGGGAUAUUCGGAGACUACGGAUUCGUGGGAUUACCGGGUGUGUUUGGCAGGAAGGGCAUGAAGGGGUUGUUGGGAGACUUUGGACCGCCGGGUUCCCGAGGCAUGGAUGGACACCCGGGUUCCAUGGGCAUCCCAGGCAUGUUUGGCAGACAGGGUUACAUCGGCAAGAAGGGCGACCGCGGAGACUUUGGUUUGGCAGGACUGCCAGGUACGGAGGGGAAGGGUUGCCAGGUCCUAGAGGUCACCCUGGGUUGCUGGGGAUCAAGGGCAGCAUGGGGCAACCUGGUUUACCAGGCACACCAGGAAUCCCUGGGGGUCCCGGCUUUGAGGCAAGGCAUGCCAGGAGAUGAGGGGCCGAAAGGAAUGCUUGGAGAUGCAGGAGAAGACGCAGUUUACGCUUAUCGUGGAGACAGAGGAGACGUCGGACCCAAGGGAAGCAUGGGAGACACCGGGUUCGAGGGGUUCCCUGGCCAAAAGGGAAGCUUGGGACAACCAGGGGAAGUCAUCUUUGGACUUGUAGGAUUGCCAGGUGCCCCCGGAGACAUUGGACCCCCUGGCAACCCAGGGUUCAACGGAUUCAAGGGAAUGUCUGGUGACCCUGGUCUUUAUGGUUUGGCUGGCCCACCUGGAGAAAUCGGUAGAGAUGGGGAACCAGGACCACCUGGG